AAUACACUAGUUGAAAAAACUAUUAUUUAAAAUACAAAAAUACAAAAAAAAAAGGUUUGCGCGUUAUGUAAUUUAAUCUUUCAGUCCUAUAAUUUUCAAAAGAUCGCCACUGUUAUCGAAAACUCAGAUCUCCAAAAGAAGAAACUCGCUCUCACUUACCUACUACGCAUCCUCUCGAGAUAGAAUAAAAUAAAAAUGAGCUGCUUCGGGUGUUGCGAGGAAGAUGAUAUGCACAAAGGUGCUGCUGAUCACGGUGGCCACAAUACAGCUAAACACUUUGGAGGGAAUGAUGGGAGGCACAAUGCCUCUGAAGCUGCACAAAAGGGCGGCGCACCAGCUGUGAAGGUGCAGCCUAUUGAAGUACCUACCAUCCCUGUUAACGAACUCAAGGAAGCUACCGAGGAUUUUGGAUCGAGUUCUCUCAUCGGUGAAGGCUCCUACGGAAGAGUUUAUUACGGGAUGCUAACUAACCAGCAGCCUGCAGCUAUUAAAAAGCUUGAUUCUAACAAACAGCCUGACAAUGAGUUCCUUGCCCAGGUUUCCAUGGUGUCGAGGCUGAAGCAUGACAACUUUGUUCAACUGCUUGGCUACUGUGUUGACGGGAACUCGAGGAUACUUGCCUAUGAGUUUGCCAAGAAUGGAUCUCUUCAUGACAUUCUUCAUGGGAGAAAAGGAGUGAAAGGAGCUCAGCCAGGACCUGUCUUGUCGUGGUACCAACGGGUGAAAAUUGCGGUUGGAGCUGCGAGAGGGCUAGAGUAUUUGCAUGAGAAGGCAAACCCUCACAUCAUUCACCGUGACAUUAAGUCAAGCAAUGUCCUACUCUUUGAAGAUGAUGUUGCCAAGAUUGCUGACUUUGAUCUCUCUAAUCAAGCUCCUGAUAUGGCUGCUCGCCUUCAUUCGACACGUGUCCUUGGAACUUUCGGUUACCAUGCCCCUGAAUAUGCGAUGACCGGUCAGUUAAAUGCCAAGAGUGAUGUGUACAGCUUCGGGGUUGUCUUACUGGAGCUCCUUACAGGUCGAAAACCUGUUGAUCAUAGAUUACCCAGAGGCCAGCAAAGUCUAGUCACAUGGGCAACACCUAAACUGAGUGAAGACAAGGUCAAACAGUGCGUUGAUGCAAGACUUGGUGGCGAUUACCCUCCAAAAGCUGUUGCCAAGUUAGCGGCGGUAGCAGCGUUGUGUGUGCAGUAUGAAGCAGAUUUUAGGCCGAAUAUGAGUAUUGUUGUGAAAGCUCUACAACCUUUGUUGAACGCUCGAGCCGCUGCUCCAGGGGAUGGAUUACAUUAGCCAACACCGGAAUAUUUGAUAUCUCCGCCGUCUUCCUGAAUAUUUGAUUUCCACAUAUACAGUAAUCAAAACUUAUAGUGUGCAUAGAAAAUCUAUUUUUUUUUUGUUACAAAAUUAAAUCCGUCACCGUUAUUUGGAUUCUUGCUUUUCUACUAAACUGCUAUCUCUCCCAUACAAUUUCUGACCGCCUAAUAUUAUUAUUUUCAUUGAA
This is a messenger RNA of Brassica napus (rape), 1498 nucleotides long. Its product is annotated as probable receptor-like protein kinase At2g47060. Bases 196 to 1287 code for a protein of 363 amino acids. The record is from RefSeq and is a predicted model, not a curated record. Lineage: Eukaryota; Viridiplantae; Streptophyta; Magnoliopsida; Brassicales; Brassicaceae. The transcript is spliced from 8 exons. Gene Ontology annotation, molecular function: ATP binding; protein kinase activity. Gene Ontology annotation, biological process: protein phosphorylation.